UGUCAACUUAAAACAAGCUUAUUUUAAAUGUAAGUUGUCUGCAAAUGAACAAGACCGGCUUUACACUCCAAACUACGUCGUAUUACUGAACGUGUGUAUAAAAUAUCAAAUAUAUAUAUAUAUAUAUAUGAGUGGUGACGAGGAUUAAAAAGCAAAGGCCGAUCACCUUAGGCAUUAAAGAAAUCAUUUUAAGAUGGGAAUCAUUGUGAUUCUCAUCAUUUUGGUAGCCUCCUCCUCUUCAUGCCAAGCGAUGUUCACUGAUCAAGUAGGAGCAAAACAGAAAAUUGAUAAGUUUGUGGUACUGUUCACACCAAAUUACUGCUCCACAGGUACACAGACCUGUCGUUCUAACCUGCCUGACUAUUUUACAAUCCACGGCAUCUGGCCGAAUGAAUUGUCCCCACCAAUACCAAGAACUUUCGAUUUAACUCUUUUAAAAGACCAACCCUUGGAAGACCUCCGAACACAUUGGCCAGGUUUAAAGAACAGCAAUGACGCAAAUGAGGAAUUCUGGAAGUACGAGUGAGAAAAACAUGGACGUUAUUUCUCUGGUACUCAAGUUGAGUAUUUUCAGAAAGGAAUCAAUCUAUUACGUACUGAAGAGAUACAGAAAGCUCUGAGUGAACUCUUGAUUAAUGGAAAAAAGUACGUGACUGUCGAUAUUCUUAAACGGCUCAAAGAGAUAACGAAAUCUAACCCUGCAUUCUCUUGCAAGGAUUUAAAGGAAGGAACUACAAAGUUACUGGUCGAGGUAACAUUUUGUCUCGAUCCCGAUUUAACCACUCACAAGGAUUGCCCGGAAAAACAGAGUUGUUGAACAGAGUUUUAUGUAGACACUUCUACACCCUCUCCUUCUCCUUCUACUCGUUAUGUAAUAACAGAGAAAGCCGUUGCUUCCUUCUUCUUCAUUUGGUAAGCCCCUAGUUUGGCCUUCUUUUGUGCUCUUAGUCAAGCAAAACUCUAUCAAUAAAUAUGUAUUGUAAUAAUUUAUAUUGUAUUAGUUUGUACUAUUUUAAUAUAUUGUAUUGAUAUAGUACAAUAUUUUAUGCAUAACCGUAUUAUAAUGAAUAACAGAGGAAGCCGUUGCUUCCUUCUCUUUGUAAGCCCCUUACUGGGCCCUUUUUUGUGCUCUUAGGCACAUAAGACUAUAUUAAUCUGUAUUGUAUUGGUUAGUAUUGUA
Ziziphus jujuba (common jujube) is the source of this 1180-nucleotide messenger RNA. Its product is annotated as ribonuclease S-F11. Lineage: Eukaryota; Viridiplantae; Streptophyta; Magnoliopsida; Rosales; Rhamnaceae. The record is from RefSeq and is a predicted model, not a curated record. Gene Ontology annotation, molecular function: ribonuclease T2 activity; RNA binding. The transcript is spliced from 3 exons.